This is a messenger RNA of Paramuricea clavata, 4037 nucleotides long. The record is from the annotation of a GenBank genome assembly. Lineage: Eukaryota; Metazoa; Cnidaria; Anthozoa; Malacalcyonacea; Plexauridae.
CGAAGACUUGAACUAUGAUUUGAAUGAGUUGAUUUGUUAUUGUUUUGUCUUGCGUUUUGUCGACGUGUUCGUGAAUAUGUAGUGCAUUUUUAAACUAUAUUCGGUAUGUAUAUAAAUAAAUAAAAGAUAAUUUAAGUUCGAGGCUGUAUUAAAUAUGAUCUCUAUUAAAAAAGUUAAUAUUUAUUCAUUUAUAUGAUGCUUUUCACAAGAUGUGGAUGCAGGUUCUAAUUCAAGUUUAAAAUGGUUGUCAUACGAGCAUUUUCACUGGUGUCUAGCCGAGCAAGAACGUUCCUUUACUUGAUGUGUGUUGCUCUCGCUAGUAAGUACUUAUAAUGAACUAUUUUGAUCUGUAAAUACAAAGCAUUAAUUGAAGUUUGAAGUUGAUAUUUGCCCUGUCACUGAGAACCUAAUUGAACUUAGUUGAUUCAAAAUUUAAAUAUGAACUUGAUUAGUUCAUUUAAAUGGCCAGGUUAAUCAGGACAUGUUUGCAUGGAAUUGGAGAAAAUCUGAACCGUCCUCAAAUUUGCACGAUUUUGUGUGCGGCCUUUGCGCUUAUACACCCACGAUGCAUGUAACUGGACGAAUUCAAUCACAACAAAUGAUAUAGGUCGAGUUUGACAAAGAUACAGCAGGAUUUUAUUCACUCCUACUAGGUGGGCCAACCAUCCCUGGGCAUUUAUGUGGGAAAUUUCCAGCCCUGCUAUAGCUGGCUACAUCUUGGGUAGUUGAGAUCUUGAUCAGGAGGGUUGGCCCUCCUCUCAUAUAAAUGAAAACAACUUUUAACCCAUUGAGCAUGCGGCAGCGCACUUUCUCCUUGAUGAGUGAAAUGCCUACACAGAGGGAGCAUGUAUUGUGACUUGUAAACAAGAUGCAUCCAUUCCGCAGAUAAUCUGAUUAAUCCACUGUGUGGCAGAUCUCUCUUGAUGAGUAAAAUUGUCUGGCUACAGACAGAGUGAAAUACUGUACUAAAAGUAGGCCCAUGCAUUUCCAGGUUUUAAUUUACCUCCGGACAGAGAUCAAGGUUGCAACUUUGUAGGAAGUUGAGCAUUGUGUUGCAGGACAAGCUCCUGUUUCCCUGAUUGCAGUCAGGAAGAAUUACAAACUGUGAACAAGCUUCCAUCUGUCUGGUAUCACAGUUAUAAGACCUUUGACUCUGGGAAGAUGAAUGCCGAAACUCUCUAAUACCUGUAAACCUCCGACUAUAAGCCCUGGGCUUAUAUUCUUUUUGUAACUGAUUUUUGAUGAGCUUAUACAAGGGGGGCUUAUAUACAGGGGUUAUACAUGGGCGAUCUUUGUGUUGGUGUUUAAACAAGUAUAGUAAUAAUUGAUAAACAAAAGUGUUAAGCAUAGUAAUAAUAGUGAUUAAUAGUGGUAAUAGCACUUGAUAAACAAUAGUGAUAAACAAGUGGACUUAUAUUGGUGGGCUUAUGGGGGCUUAUAUUUAGAAUGAGGCGAGUGUUAGGCGUACAUGUGGUGGGCUUAUACGUGGGGCUUAUCUUCCAGUGGUUCUACGGUAUCACCAAUGACAAAAUUUGUCAUAGUUUAAUAAUCCUGACUUGGUUUGCCAGAUCACAGUGUGUAAAAGAACAUACUGUAUAUCACUUUAUAAGAAAAAGCCAUGGUCUGCUAUGCUGAGCCCUCAAAGGCAUAGCUGCCAGUAGGGGUAGACUGGGGUGGGACAAUCGUUCCACCACUCUCCUUUAUGACCACCUCUGAGAUGCUUUUAAAUAAAUCUUUUCAGAAAUGUUGGGCAAGGAUGUGUGCACAAUAUAACAUCCGACUUAAUAUGCAGCGAAUUUGCCAUGACUUUAACCCAUUGAGUUGCAUUGUGCCCUACUUUAUUAAUUUACUCUGUCUAAUGCCAGACAAUUGUACUCAUCAAGGGAAGAGUGCUGGCGCUUAAUGGGUUAAGAAAACAUUUUAUGAAAAAUUGAAAGAAAGAUUGAAAAAAUAAAAAUUGCUAUGUAAGCAGCACAUUUUAUUCUUUUUACAAUGCCUUGUUGGGUGUUUUUCUAAGUAAUUCUUACAGACCAUUUUUUAUUCCUUUUUUUCAGGGCUCAGGCCCCUUCUCGGGGGAGCAUGACCUCAGACCCCCCUAGCAGGCUCACACCUUUGGUGUUCACAGCCACCCACCCAACAAUAUCUUGAUGACAUCAUCAUUGUCCUUGCCUCUUCUGCUUGAUCUGCUGGCUGUGCCAAGGGCUCAUAGAGAUAAAAAUCCAAAUAUAUACUGCAAUGUUAAAUUUUUACAAAUGCAAUUUUGUUCUGCAAUUUAUACCGCAAUUUUUCAUGCAAGUCUGUCUUGACAUAAUAGUCUAAGUUUAGAGCACCUACUUUACCAUCAGCCAUCACAAUAAUACUACACCUUGGCACACACAAUAAUUGCACACUUUCAAACUGAGAGACCCUGGGUACUAGUCCCUGCUGAAUUGCUGUGGGAGUUGUGGGAAUCCCCAUAUACGAUUCCCUGGACGUCCAUCUGGAGUGUUUGAAUCGACUGUUGGUUGUGUAUUUCUAACAACUUUUCUUUGUAUAGUUUGGGUUGUAAACUUUGCAAGGAACCAAGCAGCAGGACCAGCACCUGAGUGAGUAUAUGUCAAUUAAGUGUUUUAAAUUAUGAUUGGCUGACUGAAGUAUGACUUAUUCAAUCGAAAUGCAGUGCCAAAAAAAUGCGCUGAUUUGAAAAAUAGAUUUCAUUAUAAAAAUGCAACUGUGAGGUAUUUAGAGCCUCAAACUGAACUGAUCUCUAUCCAAAUUGGAUAGAUUUUGCGGUUUUGUUGCUAUGAAAAGAAUGGGCAGAUAAAGCUGCCACCGUGGACGCUUGGACUAUGUAAUAUUGCAGGUGUUGCUAGAACAGAAUUAGCAGAGCCAUAUAGAAUACAUCUUGGUUGCCUAAUAUUACUACUUGUCCUAUUUGUGUACAGUAAGUCAUAUACAGGUAUGGUUUCAGCGAAAUUUGGAAAAAAAAUCCUUGCAUGAUUCAGGGGUCGAAAUUUACGCUUUUCCGUAUAUAGGCUAGUAAAAUGCCUGACGAAUAGUAAGCUUCAUGAUCUCAGUAUUGCAUAAAUUUGUUUAGUAGAGAAAUGUGGUUGGUGUCAAUUUAUAAUUAGUAGUAGCAGUGACGGACACUAGCCUCCCAUCCCCCCCCCUGAAUAAUUUUUGAAAGCCUUUGAAUAAUAGGUGAACAAUUGUGUAAAAAAGCUUUAACAAAAAAAUUUCAACCAUGAAAGAAUUUACGUUGACAACUUUUAAAAAUUCACAAGUAGUAGCCAGUCAAUUCAAGUCAUGUCACAAAUAAUUUUGUCUGUGAUCAAGUCAUAUCGCAAGUCAUUCUAUACAGUUCUUUUAUCAGUCAUCCGUGACAAUUAUAACUUACUGUAGCUCAGAGUUAUACUGUGAUAUGGUUGCAUCGAUGAAUUCCACUAGAUACAGUAUAUAUAAUUACACGUCUUUAUGGUUGAUUUGCGUAAUGGUAACAAAUCAUUUCUUGCAAGUCUAAGUCAAGUCACAAUUAAGUCAUUUUGUUCAAGUCCAAGUCAAGACACGGGUCAUUUUGUUCGAAUCCAAGACACAAGCCGUUAAUGUGAUUAGCAAAUCAAGUCACGAAAUUGCCACUCGAGGCCAAGUCGCAUGAUUCGAGUCUACAACACUACAGUAUGUUGGAGAUAUCUACUACUAAAUGUACUGUAAAUUCCGACCCCGGAAAAGUAAGUUUUUCAAAUGAAACGCCGGUGACCUUAAAACAUGCUUGGUCAAUUUCUUAACUCGAUAGCAAGGAGGAAACCAAAUGGAUAGCAAGGAGGAAACCAAGUUCUCAAUUUUAGAACUGCUCUCCCAAUUUUGAAAAUUGUCGAUAUAUUCCAAUUUUUGCAUUUGGUUGUAUUGUUGUAGUUUGAUUGUUCGUUUUCAACAUUUGAAACAGCUACGACAGGAAUUAGAAGAUCAGUAUAUAGAGGUUUGUUACUAGACUGUCUGACAUUUUUGUGUGAUAUACUUGCAUUGUACUACAAAGUGAAUGGAACCAAAAAUAUUUUCUC